GCACGAUGAUGCCUGCCAGGGUGCUGGGGUUGCUCCUCAGUUUGCAGCUCUGCAUGGGCAGUGAGGAGCUGCGGCUGGUGGAUGGCGGUGGACGCUGUGCCGGUCGGGUGGAGGUGAAGCAUGAAGGCGAAUGGGGAUCCGUCUGCAGCUACAACAUCCAGUGGAGCAUGCAAGCAGCCACUGUGGUGUGUCGUCAGCUGGGCUGUGGCACGGUGGCCCAUAGGUCCCCAUAUGCCCCAUUUGGGCAGGGCAAGGGACGCAUCUGGCUUCAUCCUUACUUCUGCGAUGGCACUGAGACCAAGCUGCAGAACUGCCUUCACUUUGGCUUUGGGAAUCACUUCUGUGGCCAUGAUCGGGAUGUUGGGGUGAUCUGCACAGAGGCGCUGGAGCUGCGGCUGGUGGAUGGUGGGGGACCCUGUGAGGGGAGAGUAGAGAUGAAGCUGCGGGGACGCUGGGGCACAGUGAGUGACUUUGGCUGGAACAUGAAUCAUGCCGAGGUGGUGUGCCAGCAGCUGGGUUGUGGCUCGGCUUCUCACACCACAUUUACGUGGGGUAUUUCGCAAGUCCACACUCCUCUUAUGUUGGCCAUUGAAAACUGCAAUGGGAACGAGAAGACCAUCUGGGACUGCAACAUUUUUGGUUGGGGUCCCUACAAUACUCCUCGUUUUUAUAAUGCAUCUGUGGUCUGCCAAGGGUUCUCCCGGCUGGCCGGAGGGGACAGUGAGUGCUCAGGGAGACUGGAGGUGCGGCAGGGCCAGGCCUGGGUCAGCGUCUGUCACGGCCAUGUGGACCUCAUGGCCGCCCACGUUGUCUGCAGAGAGCUGGGCUGUGGUACAGCACUGGCCCUAUAUGGGACUGAGCAAUUUGGUGCAGCAGAGGGGCCAUUCUGGCAUGGCGCCUUUGAGUGCAAUGGCACUGAGCCCCUCCUGUCCGCUUGCACACAGCGGCCUCCACACAUCCAGACCUGCACCCAAAACACAGCCAUCAUCUGCUCCUAUUACACCGGGUUCCGGCUUGUGGAUGGUGGCUCAGCCUGCACCGGGCGGGUGGAGGUGGAGGCACAAGGGGUGUGGGGACCCCUGUGUGCCACUGCCUGGGACCUGCCCGAUGCCCAUGUCCUCUGCCACCACCUGGGCUGUGGCUCUGCUAUCUCCCUACUCCCACCAGGCCAUUUUGGAAAAGGGAUAGGGACACUGCGGCGUGAUGCCUUCAGCUGCAGUGGGAACGAGUGGCACCUGGGCAAGUGCCCUGUGGAUGUGCUGGGACAGCCCGCCUGCCCCCCUGGGCACACCGCUGCCGUCAACUGCUCAGGUGUCACCGAGCCCCUGAGGCUCCACGGUGGGGAAAGCCGUUGUGACGGACAGCUGGAGGUGGCCGUGCGCCCCGGUGCCUGGGCCCGUGUGUCUGUGGGGCUGUGGGACAAUGGCACUGCCACCGUGGCCUGCCGGCAGCUGGGCUGCGGUGUGCCUGAGAAAAUCUACGCUGCGCCGGCCAAUGGCUCGGGCCCCAUGGAGCUGCAGGAGCUGCGCUGUGUGGGCACCGAGGGGCUCGUGGCACAGUGUAACAUUUCAGGGAUGGCCACAGAGCUCAGCAGGAGCCCUGAGGAUCUGGCCAUUGCCUGCUCAGGAAGCAAGCAGCUGAGGCUGGUAGGCGGCCCGGGGCGCUGUGCCGGCAGGGUGGAGGUGUACAGCGAGGGCAGGUGGGGCACCGUCUGCCAGGACACCUGGACCCUGCAGGAUGCCACCGUCGUCUGUCGCCAGCUGGGCUGCGGAUGGGCCCUGGAGGCACCUGGCUCCGAGCGCUUUGGGCCUGGCACCGGGACGCUGUGGCCAGGUGCCGGGGGCUGCUCUGGCACAGAGGAUGCUCUGUGGCACUGCGCAGCCCCAGUGCAGCGUGGCUGCCAGAUUGGAGGUGGAGCGGGCGCUGUGUGCUCAGGGCUGCUGGACCUGCGGCUGACGGGAAAGAGCAGCAGAUGCAGUGGAUACCUGGAGGUGCUGCAUGAGGGGACGUGGGGUCCUGUUUGUGCCAACGGCACCAGCCCUGCCACGGCCACUGCCGUCUGCCGCCAGCUGGGAUGUGGCUCUAAGGGGGAGCUGGGAGAACCAGUCUCUGCAGAGGGCUUAGAACCCGCCUGGCUGAGCUGGGUGAGUUGUGAGGAGGGAGCCCGCUCGCUCUGGCGCUGCCCCUCAGCGCCAUGGCAGCUGCAGGAAUGCGACACCACUGGGAUCACCUACAUCUCCUGUGACGAGGACGCCAGGGACAGCAGUGAGGCUACCAGCCCAGCCCCAGCUCUCACCCACAGCGCCGUCCCGCUGACUGCAGCGCCAAGCAGGGUGUCAGCACUCACGGUGCUGUGCGUGGUCCUGGGGACGCUGCUGUGCCUGGCCCUGGCCGCCCUGGCAGUCCUGGCACACCGCACUCGGGCCCAGAGCCAAGGCCCCAGCAAGGAUGCUGCCUCUGAGGUUGUGUAUGAGGAGCUGGACUACAGCCUGAUGCCUGAUUACCAGGAGGUGCCCAGCCACACAGGCUCCCUGUCCCAGGGCUCAGGGAAAAAGGUGUCGGAACCCAGUGGGGACGGUGCAGAGGAGAGCAACCUCCAGGUGUCCCCAGACCCCCUUGCUGAGCCCCAUCACAGCCCCUCACAUGGCUACGAUGAUGCUAUGGCUGUGCUGGAGGUGUCCGUCUCUCCCCACCUCGGGGACGCUCCAGCACAACCACCCGAGGACACAGGAUAUGACGACGUUGGUGUCAGCACCCUGGGGACAUCGCUAGCCGCAGCCCCUACUCAGGGACAUGCGCAGCACCCAGGCAGGCUGGCUCCCCUUGGUGAUACACAGGCAGUGAGCCCCGUGGUGGGGCUGCGUGACGCCAGAAGCGGAGACAAGUCUCAUAUUUGGGCACGAAGCAGGUUAUUGGAGGCUGGGACCCAGCAGGCGGCUGAUAACCCUGCUGAUAACGGCUCCCACCGCACCUCGCCAUCCCCAUUGGCUCCUGCCAGCAGGGGCUGCCUAUAUCUCCCCCUCCCCAUCCUGGGCUGCAGGCUGUGCAUGUGGGGCACGAUGAUGCCUGCCAGGGUGCUGGGGCUGCUCCUCAGUUUGCAGCUCUGCAUGGGCAGUGAGGAGCUGCGGCUGGUGGAUGGCGGUGGACGCUGUGCCGGUCGGGUGGAGGUGAAGCAUGAAGGCGAAUGGGGAUCCGUCUGCAGCUAUGACUUCGACUGGGACAUACGAGGGGCCAGUGUGGUGUGUCGUCAGCUGGGCUGUGGCACGGUGGCCCAUGCAUCCCCAUAUGCCCCAUUCGGGCAAGGCAAGGGACGCAUCUGGCUUCAUCCCUUCUUCUGCCGCGGCACUGAGACCAAGCUGGAGAACUGCCCCCACUUUGGCUGGGGGAACCACUUCUGUGGCCAUGAGUGGGAUGUUGGGGUGAUCUGCACAGAGGCACUGGAGCUGCGGCUGGCAGACGGUGGAGGACCCUGUGAGGGGAGAGUAGAGAUGAAGCUGCGGGGACGCUGGGGCACAGUGACAGAUGAUGCCUGGGACAUGGAUGAUGCUGAGGUGGUGUGCCAGCAGCUGGGUUGCGGCUCAGCUGCUGGCGCGUUCUUUGCCUCACAAUUUCGGUCAGUAGAUGGCCCCAUCAUGUUGGCCUUUAUUGACUGCCGUGGAGAUGAGGCUGCCCUGUGGAAUUGUAACAUUCGGGGCUGGGGUCCCUACAAUGGUCCUCAUGAUUAUGACAUUGCUGUGGUCUGCCAAGGGUUCUCCCGGCUGGCCGGAGGGGACAGUGAGUGCUCAGGGAGACUGGAGGUGCGGCAGGGCCAGGCCUGGGUCAGCGUCUGUCACGGCCACGUGGACCUCAUGGCCGCCCACGUUGUCUGCAGAGAGCUGGGCUGUGGUACAGCACUGGCCCUAUAUGGGACUGAGCAAUUUGGUGCAGCAGAGGGGCCAUUCUGGCAUGGCGCCUUUGAGUGCAACGGCACUGAGCCCCUCCUGUCCGCUUGCACACAGCGGCCUCCGCACAUCCAGACCUGCACCCAAAACACAGCCAUCAUCUGCUCCUAUUACACCGGGUUCCGGCUUGUGGAUGGUGGCUCAGCCUGCACCGGGCGGGUGGAGGUGGAGGCACAAGGGGUGUGGGGACCCCUGUGUGCCACUGCCUGGGACCUGCCCGAUGCCCACAUCCUCUGCCACCACCUGGGCUGUGGCUCUGCUAUCUCCCUACUCCCACCAGGCCAUUUUGGAAAAGGGAUAGGGACACUGCGGCGUGAUGCCUUCAGCUGCAGUGGGAACGAGUGGCACCUGGGCAAGUGCCCUGUGGAUGUGCUGGGACAGCCCGCCUGCCCCCCUGGGCACACCGCUGCCGUCAACUGCUCAGGUGUCACCGAGCCCCUGAGGCUCCACGGUGGGGAAAGCCGUUGUGACGGACAGCUGGAGGUGGCCGUGCGCCCCGGUGCCUGGGCCCGUGUGUCUGUGGGGCUGUGGGACAAUGGCACUGCCACCGUGGCCUGCCGGCAGCUGGGCUGCGGUGUGCCUGAGAAAAUCUACGCUGCGCCGGCCAAUGGCUCGGGCCCCAUGGAGCUGCAGGAGCUGCGCUGUGUGGGCACCGAGGGGCUCGUGGCACAGUGUAACAUUUCAGGGAUGGCCACAGAGCUCAGCAGGAGCCCUGAGGAUCUGGCCAUUGCCUGCUCAGGAAGCAAGCAGCUGAGGCUGGUAGGCGGCCCGGGGCGCUGUGCCGGCAGGGUGGAGGUGUACAGCGAGGGCAGGUGGGGCACCGUCUGCCAGGACACCUGGACCCUGCAGGAUGCCACCGUCGUCUGUCGCCAGCUGGGCUGCGGAUGGGCCCUGGAGGCACCUGGCUCCGAGCGCUUUGGGCCUGGCACCGGGACGCUGUGGCCAGGUGCCGGGGGCUGCUCUGGCACAGAGGAUGCUCUGUGGCACUGCGCAGCCCCAGUGCAGCGUGGCUGCCAGAUUGGAGGUGGAGCGGGCGCUGUGUGCUCAGGGCUGCUGGACCUGCGGCUGACGGGAAAGAGCAGCAGAUGCAGUGGAUACCUGGAGGUGCUGCAUGAGGGGACGUGGGGUCCUGUUUGUGCCAACGGCACCAGCCCUGCCACGGCCACUGCCGUCUGCCGCCAGCUGGGAUGUGGCUCUAAGGGGGAGCUGGAAGAACCAGUCUCUGCAGAGGGCUUAGAACCCGCCUGGCUGAGCUGGGUGAGUUGUGAGGAGGGAGCCCGCUCGCUCUGGCGCUGCCCCUCAGCGCCAUGGCAGCUGCAGGAAUGCGACACCACUGGGAUCACCUACAUCUCCUGUGACGAGGACGCCAGGGACAGCAGUGAGGCUACCAGCCCAGCCCCAGCUCUCACCCACAGCGCCGUCCCGCUGACUGCAGCGCCAAGCAGGGUGUCAGCACUCACGGUGCUGUGCGUGGUCCUGGGGACGCUGCUGUGCCUGGCCCUGGCCGCCCUGGCAGUCCUGGCACACCGCACUCGGGCCCAGAGCCAAGGCCCCAGCAAGGAUGCUGCCUCUGAGGUUGUGUAUGAGGAGCUGGACUACAGCCUGAUGCCUGAUUACCAGGAGGUGCCCAGCCACACAGGCUCCCUGUCCCAGGGCUCAGGGAAAAAGGUGUCGGAACCCAGUGGGGACGGUGCAGAGGAGAGCAACCUGCAGGUGUCCCCAGGUAGGGACACGGGCACAGAGGUGCACUGUGAGGACAGAAGGGCACAGGACACCCUUCAGAGGGGACAGAAGAAAACAGCACUGAUGGGGAGGUGAGGGCACGA
Molecule: messenger RNA, 5767 nt
Organism: Tympanuchus pallidicinctus (lesser prairie-chicken)
Lineage: Eukaryota; Metazoa; Chordata; Aves; Galliformes; Phasianidae
Product: deleted in malignant brain tumors 1 protein-like
Exons: 23
Coding region: 6-5759 (1917 amino acids)
Cellular component (GO): membrane
Source: RefSeq, a predicted model, not a curated record